Gadus macrocephalus (Pacific cod) is the source of this 780-nucleotide messenger RNA. RefSeq names its product pleckstrin homology domain containing, family O member 1b (gene plekho1b). Gene Ontology annotation, biological process: regulation of myoblast fusion. Gene Ontology annotation, cellular component: ruffle membrane; muscle cell projection membrane. NCBI's taxonomy places the organism in Eukaryota, Metazoa, Chordata, Actinopteri, Gadiformes, Gadidae. The record is from RefSeq and is a predicted model, not a curated record. The coding region runs from base 339 to 653 and encodes 104 amino acids. The transcript has 4 exons.
CAGCCGUGCAGCGAGGAGGGGGAGGAGGAGGGAGGAAGAGAAGGAGGAGAGGGAGGAGAGGGAGGAGGCAGGAGGCGAUGAUAGGGACUAGUUAUUGUAACUUGACACGACUGGCCAGAGGACGCUCAGAUCAUGCGAGGGGGCCAGGCGACGCGGACCUCACCGACACACCAGCCGCAGGAGACCCGUCCCAGAGGCGCACCGCCGCGGAGAGGUCGCGGAGACACGUUGGGCUGUUCAGGAGGGAGUCUCGGCUCCGCUAGUCCCAGUCCGCCCGCCCUGCAGCGGGGCCAUUGUGUGAAGAAUAACGGUCCUGCCGCCGGGAAUCCUCUUUGGCUAUGAAGAAAAACAACUCCAACAAACGGGACUCCAGCCAGAACCACGCACAGCCGGAGAAAGUGGGAUGGAUCCGCAAGUUCUGUGGCCGAGGGAUCUUCAGGGAGAUCUGGAAGAACCGGUUCGUGAUCCUCAGAGCGGACCAGCUGUUCAUCUCAGAGAAAGAGGUGCGUGACGACCGUAAGGCCCAGGAGGUGGUGGAUCUGUCGGACUACGAGCGCUCCGAGGAACUCCGCAAGUCCAAGAGCCGGAGCAAGAAGAACCACAGCAAGUUCACCCCUGCUGCGCUGCAAGAGCCCGGGCAACACGGUUCCUAACCUGGUGUUCCUCGCUGUCAGUCCAGAGGAGAAAGAGUCUUGGAUCAGCGCCAUCAAUGGAGCCAUCACCAGAGCCAAGAACAGCAUCCUGGAUGAGGUAAGCACACACACGCACACGCACACGCAC